Molecule: messenger RNA, 2222 nt
Organism: Talpa occidentalis (Iberian mole)
Lineage: Eukaryota; Metazoa; Chordata; Mammalia; Eulipotyphla; Talpidae
Gene: KCNIP4
Product: potassium voltage-gated channel interacting protein 4
Exons: 8
Coding region: 152-853 (233 amino acids)
Biological process (GO): regulation of potassium ion transmembrane transport
Cellular component (GO): voltage-gated potassium channel complex
Molecular function (GO): potassium channel regulator activity; calcium ion binding
Source: RefSeq, a predicted model, not a curated record
GGGCCGCUGCUGUACCCCGAGCCUCUGCGAGGAGCUGCUCUCUUUUCCCCCUAGCCAGGCUUUGUUCCCAGCAGCUCUUCCUCGGAUUGUCUAAUUAACUCCCUCCGCUCCACAGAGGGCUGGAGGCUGGCAUGCGCUGCCCGCCCGAAAGAUGCUGACUCUAGAGUGGGAGUCGGAAGGACUGCAAACAGUGGGUAUUGUUGUGAUUAUAUGUGCAUCUCUGAAGCUGCUUCAUUUGCUGGGACUGAUUGAUUUUUCGGAAGAUAGCGUGGAAGAUGAACUGGAGAUGGCCACCGUCAGGCACCGGCCUGAGGCUCUUGAACUUCUGGAAGCCCAGAGCAAAUUUACCAAGAAGGAGCUGCAGAUACUUUACAGAGGAUUUAAGAAUGAAUGCCCCAGUGGCGUGGUUAAUGAAGAAACCUUCAAAGAGAUUUACUCGCAGUUCUUUCCACAGGGAGACUCGACAACAUAUGCACAUUUUCUGUUCAAUGCAUUUGAUACAGACCACAAUGGAGCUGUGAGUUUUGAGGAUUUUAUCAAGGGUCUUUCCAUUUUGCUCCGGGGAACGGUACAAGAAAAACUCAACUGGGCAUUUAAUUUGUAUGACAUAAAUAAAGACGGCUACAUCACUAAAGAGGAAAUGCUUGACAUAAUGAAAGCGAUAUACGACAUGAUGGGUAAAUGCACGUAUCCUGUCCUCAAAGAAGAUGCGCCCAGACAACACGUCGAAACAUUUUUCCAGAAAAUGGACAAAAAUAAAGAUGGAGUCGUUACCAUAGAUGAAUUCAUUGAAAGUUGCCAAAAAGAUGAAAACAUAAUGCGCUCCAUGCAGCUCUUCGAAAAUGUGAUUUAACUUGUCAGCUAGAUUCUCAAUCAGACAGAGAGGUGUGAACUAUUCUACUGCACUUACAGUUGGAGCUGCCCUUGUAGCAUAGACUGCUCAGCUUACACUGAGGCAUAUCAUGCAAACAAGCUUUGUUUUAAUAUAAAGCAACCCCCAAAAGAUUUGAGUUUUCUGGUUAAAAAUUUGCAUCCUUUUCAUAACGCCACUGAGUUCUUGGGAUGUUCUAAACCAUUUCAUACCCUGUGAAUAUUCAAAAGUAACAGAACCUGGCAUAUAGUUUUAUGGAUUCUCUAGCCACGGGACUAUUGAGGCUUUCAUGUUAAGAGUGAUUUGAAAAUAUCAGUGUUUUGCUACUCAUCUGUAAGUAUUCAGCCCCGGGCGUUUCAAUGGUUUUUUACAAUAUUGGCAUCUGCACUUAAUUUCAAGAAAUUAGUUUCCACGCUUGUAUGCUAUAAUUUCAUUUACAUAAACAAGAUUACUACAAUUAGAAAACAAACCCACACCCAGUCCCAGUUUUGAUGGAUCUGCUGCCUUCUGUCACAGACAUCCAUUUAGCUGGCAUUUUUCAAUGACACUAAAUUAGCUUACUGCCAGCUGUCAGCAUAUGCACCAUAAAGUUUAUUUAAUGAGCAUUUAAUUUUUCACAAUAUACAUUACAGGCCUGCACAAUGUAUAUAAUUUUGGAUUUGUUUAAUCCUAUAGGCUGAGGCUUCUAUUGUUAUUAAAUGAAAGUCUAAAAGGUACGAAUCAAAGCAAGGAAGUUUCCAGGACAUCUGUCAGAGCAGAGUAAUGCUGAAAAACAAGUCACUCUUAGCAGCAUUAAAGGCCUAGUCUGUCCUCUGCCCUCCUCACAGCACGUUUGUCACGUGCCAUCAGGAACAAAGCAACCUGACUAACCCCAUGCCUACUAGGAAUGACCAGCAAGCAGAAUUCACUUUGAAAGCACCAGUAAUUCCAUCGUGUUGAAAACUACAAUGCCAAAAGAUCAUGGAAAAUGAAUACAAGUGCUAAACAGCCCUUCUGGACUACAUUAUGAUUUAGCGCAUCAUAAAAUUCCUAUAAUUCCAUUUCUUUUGAAAGAUUUUAAGUCAAAAUUGCAAGUCGCCACAUGACUGAAGACAUACACACCUUCCCUGUUUUGCUGAAAUAUCACCAAGAGGCUUCAGUAGGAGGAAAUUUGUAACUGUCUUUGCAACAAUAAAUCAGGUAUCUAUUCUGGUGUAGAGAUAGGAUGAUGAAAGCUGCCCUGCUAGCACCAGUGUAGAAAUUAAGAGUAGUACAAUACAUGUACACUGAAAUCUGCCAUCGCGUGUUUGUGUAAACUCAACGUGCACAUUUUGUAUUUCAAAAAAAAAAAAAAGCGAAUAAAAUGUUUAUA